AUGGCUAUGAUUUUGAAUGAGUUUGAAACCAGUUCGGGGCGUACUGCGCACAGCGAAGAACAGCAAGACGAUGCCGGCUGGGAGAGGUACUUGGAAAGGAGAAGCUUUGUUCUGCAGUUCCUGCACUCCGACCUGAGCCUCCAGCACCUCCAGCACCACCGGAACAAGGUUGAGCUUCUGAAGAAGUCUUACUUCUACUUGGAGAUCGAGCCCAAAUACACGAACGUGAGAGACCAGAACCACGUGAUGCAUCGCGCCGACAUCUUGCAGCUAAUAGACCCCUACCAAUUCCAGAGGAUGAAGAAGGUGGGAAAAAGCCAGACUGAAAUCCAGCUGUCACUGCUAACCGAGCUGUUAGAACAGCUGGAACGCGGUCGGGAGGAGCUGAGCUCUUACGUCGAGACCUGUGACAUGAUAACUUUCCUCUCCCGCUGGGACUUGGUUACUUGGAAACUGUCCAAGCUCUCCGAAUUUCUGGAAACUCUCCUUUCCUUGCAAGUGCCAGGAAAGCUCUACGUCAAGCACCGGUUGAUGUCACACGCAGAUCUUAGGGGUACCAGACUCCCCAAUGUUAGGCUUUCUCUCUGUACAAAGAUGCCACUGAUUUUUGAUCGAAAAGAAUCAUUUGCACACAAGAACUGGGCCAAGCUCAAGUGGUUUACCGAAAAUCAAGAGUCACACCUUGAACAGUGUGAACUGCGCUUUACGUUACUGACAGACGGGAGUCAGACAGAAGUGGGAUACGGCAGGAUUCAGGAGGUCACCUCCAACACGUGUAUAGUCCAGGACCUGCAGCCUGGCAGAUCGUACGAAUUCACUAUUAGAAGAUCAGACACUCACACGCUCGUCUUUAAAAAAUGGCACGACAGCAUUAUAUUGAAGACAAAAACUAAUGCUGUUGAAGACACCGACGGCAGCGCUUGUGCACCUGAUGGAAGAGCUGGAGCCAAGGAGAGGGUUCCCAGUUCUGACCAUUUCCCUGCCAGCGCGAGCAGGACGCAGGGCGAUGCCUGCAACCGCAGGGACCGUCGCCGGCUGACGCCGGCCAACCUGCGUGACCAAUGCUACCGGUACCUGCUCACAGCCCAAAGGCCCCGGGAGUCCAGCCGGGCUGUUACGGCUGCCUGCGUGGUCUAG
Messenger RNA from Nipponia nippon (crested ibis), 1137 nucleotides. The record is from RefSeq and is a predicted model, not a curated record. Lineage: Eukaryota; Metazoa; Chordata; Aves; Pelecaniformes; Threskiornithidae.